GCAGUGGGCAAGUAUAUAAUACAGGGCUGAUAUUAUUAUUAUAUUAUAUAUAUAAAAAUGCAAUUUUUUCUACAUCUUAGUUUGAAGAAAAACGUGUAUUAAUGCUAAAUUCUGCAUGCAUUCAAAAAAGGCAUAUAUCGGAUAAAUUAGAAUUCUUUAAAUGCUGUUAAUUAAUACAGAAUAGAAUUAGACUACAUUCAUAUAAGCGAUACGUGUUUCGUCGCAUAGAUGAGUGUAUUUACCGUUUUUGGCCAACACUCAGACAUAUAGACCCACUUUACUAUACCUACUUCAUAAGUGGGUCUGUAGGUCCGAAAGAAAUAAUAGAACUACUGUUGUUAUUAGAUUUUAUAUACCUUUACAUUGCUUUCUACUUUAUUGCUUCUACUUGAACACGAAACUAUUUAUUACGGUAUAGAUAUUUAUCAGAGAUGCUACUAGACUCGCAACUUUAACUCAGAACAAAAACACAAAAAAGGUGAAUCAAUACUGAUUACAGGCUAAUCCAAAAUGAACGAUAACUAACUUUAAAAUAACAAUACUGUUUGAAAUUGUUAAACAAAAUAAUGAAAGCAUUAAAACAAAAGUUUUUAGUUAUAUUUAUACAACAAAAGUAAAUAUAGCAAAUUAUAUAAAAUCCAUUACGUGAACUGCUCAAAGUUGAACUUAUGUCAUCCCUUAAGUUCAUCGACUCAAACAAGUUUGGCUGCAUCUGAUUUAAAAACCACGGUAAAAGGACCAAAACAAAUUGCAUUUUAUUCUACCGGCAUGCUGCUUUCUUUAUUUCCGGAGCGGGCACGUUUUGUAUGCGGCCCGUUACAUCGACCUCGGGGCCGGUUCGAGAAAUGUUUGCACCCCACUGUGGAGCCGAGAUACCGCCAUACCAUCGGUGGCAGCCGAUCUUGAAGGUGCUUUCUUCUAAUUAAACCCAACAAUGAAGACUUGGUUGUUGUGUCUCGUGCUGACGGUGGUGGUGUCACGCUCCACGCAGCAGAACUAUCCUCGGAAUGAGAAUAUUAACAUAAAUGCCAUCCUGCAAAACGAUAGAAUCCUACUGGGUUACUACAAAUGCGUUAUGGACAAAGGCCCCUGCACUAAGGAUGGGAAGGUGUUUAAACGUGCAUUACCAGAAGCAUUGCCCACUGCCUGUGCCCGAUGCUCGCAAAAACAAAAGGCAGUGUUUCGUACAUUACUAUUGGCCAUUAGAGCGAAGAGUGAACCCCGCUUUAUGGAACUACUUGAUAAAUACGAUCCAAGCCGUGCCAACAGAGACACACUUUAUAAAUUCUUAGCCACUGGAGUUUAAAUAAAAAGAAGAAAUGUCAAACAAGAAUUUGAAUAAAACAUUUGAUCAAGCAAUUGCUACAAUUGACCAAGAAACGGUGUCAUAGUGUCCAAGACUUAAUAAUGCAUUUAUAAGUUAUUUAUAAGUUGGUUAAUUUAUGUAUAGAAAUAAAACAUUUAAUACGUAAA
Manduca sexta (tobacco hornworm) is the source of this 1473-nucleotide messenger RNA. It is a transcript of the gene CSP14, whose product is annotated as allergen Tha p 1. The coding region runs from base 935 to 1306 and encodes 123 amino acids. The record is from RefSeq and is a predicted model, not a curated record. Lineage: Eukaryota; Metazoa; Arthropoda; Insecta; Lepidoptera; Sphingidae. The transcript has 3 exons.